Molecule: messenger RNA, 2138 nt
Organism: Paramormyrops kingsleyae
Lineage: Eukaryota; Metazoa; Chordata; Actinopteri; Osteoglossiformes; Mormyridae
Gene: trip13
Product: thyroid hormone receptor interactor 13
Biological process (GO): reciprocal meiotic recombination; meiotic recombination checkpoint signaling
Cellular component (GO): nucleus; chromosome
Molecular function (GO): ATP binding; ATP hydrolysis activity
Source: RefSeq, a predicted model, not a curated record
GUCUGUUUACUUCCGGGUCACAGGCAGCCGCGCGCCGACGUUUAAAUUUUCGGACUUUCGUGUAUUGUUGAAGGCGACAGCAUGGAGGUGAUUGAAGAUGUAAAACAAGGUCAAAAUAAUUGCAUCGAUGCGGUCAAUAUACACGUAGAGGUUCAUGUGAAGUCUCACAGCACUGCUAAAAGAGAGGACGUGAAGCUGCAUGUGUUGGCUUUACUUAACCGACACCGGAUAGUGUUCGGGAACUACAGCUGGACCGAGUUCGACGAGGAAUUCCUGGCAAAGCACGUGGAGUCAGUGUCGAUCGUGGAUGCUGAGCGACAGCAAAUAGAUUUGAGAAGCUGUUGUCUGUCCAUGUACAUCUUUACCCUUCAUGAUGACGGCCCGAGUACACUGAACCUGGAAGAGGCUGAGGAUCUGUCAGCAGCCCAUCACUGGCUCCUACCCUCAGCUGAAUUCCAUGGUAUUUGGGAAAGUCUGGUGUAUGAGAAUGGAGUCAAGACACAGCUCCUGGAUUACGUCUCAACGAUGAUUUUCUUUUCUGACAAAAAUGUGGACAGCAACCUUGUAGCAUGGAACCGUGUUGUACUGCUCCACGGACCUCCAGGAACAGGGAAGACUUCGCUCUGUAAAGCACUGGCCCAGAAGCUUUCCAUCCGGCUCUUAAACAGGUACUCGUAUAGCCAGUUUGUGGAGAUAAACAGCCACAGUUUGUUCUCCAAGUGGUUUUCAGAGAGUGGCAAACUUGUUACCAAGAUGUUCCAGAAGAUUCAGCAAUUAAUUGAUGACAAAGAAACUCUUGUGUUUGUUCUCGUUGAUGAGGUGGAGAGCCUCACAGCAGCCCGCAAUGCAGCCCAGGCUGGAACGGAGCCCUCGGACGCCAUCAGAGUGGUCAAUGCGGUCCUCACGCAGCUGGACCAGAUCAAACGACACUCAAACGUGGUGAUCCUCACAACUUCCAAUGUGACUGAGAAGAUUGACCUGGCUUUCGUGGACCGCGCUGAUAUUAAGCAGUACAUUGGUCCCCCAUCAACUGACGCCAUUUUCAACAUCUAUCUUUCUUGUUUGGAGGAGCUCAUGAAGUGCCAGAUCAUUUACCCUCGACAGCAGCUCCUCACAAUGUAUGAGCUGGAGACCAUGGGCUUUCAGGAGAGCAACGUGUCAGAGCGCAGCCUCGCUGUCCAGAAAAUCGCAGCGAAGAGCAGAGGCUUUAGUGGCAGGGCUCUGCGGAAAAUCCCCUUCUUGGCCCAUGCUCUCUUUGUUAAGACCCCAAAGGUGACCCUUGAGAGGUUUCUGCAAGCUAUGGACCAAGCGGUCAGCCAGCAGAUUGAGGAGAAAGCUAACUUAGUCAACUGCGUGUGAGAUGUGUGGCGUCCUUUGAAGUCUUUGAUGUUGAACUUCAUUGUUGUCCGCAUGGUUCGUAUUGGCAUCCGGUAUCUGUUUUAUCACAUGAGAAAAAUCCGGACAUCAAACACAAAGUACCCUUAAAAGGCAGAUGUGUUCAUAUUAAUGUGAUAUCAGUGUUUGUUUCUAUCCAGUUGCGCUUUACUGCGAAAGUCUGUAAAACUUGCACUGACCCUGUGAUAUAUACAGCAUAACUGUAAACUGUAAAGUGUGAUGUCUAUGUACAUUUUUUUUUUUUUAAAUAUCUGAUCUUCCUUACAACCACAGUAUUGGCUACUACUUGUGGAACCUUGCUGGGCAUUUUCUCUGUAAGCUCCCCGUAUCUUCAGUCCCGUCCUCUUCACAUGUAGUUAAGAGACGUUAGACAGGAUGUUGCUGCCUUGAGAUUAGUUCAGCCCUGCUCCUUCAUGCCACUCACAGUACUACCCCUGUUCAGCUUAUUGCAGUUCCUUUGUGUUCACUAUUUGUGAGCUGAUGAAUAGCCAAGGAAGGGAGGUUCACACAAUGAAACACCAUAAGUACUAAACAUGUAUAUGUGUAUCCCGGCAUUUAAAUGGAAUGUCAUUCUUUAGUUUCCCCUCCAAAAUGUUGUGAUUACUUCAGCAACACUCCUCGUGCUUUUAGGCGACUGCUGUAAAUUAACCUUGUGUACAGCAGGGUGUUUUGAAACAUUGUUUUGUGGUUUUGUAAAUUGUACCUAUAUUCCUACAUUAAAAAUAUUUAAAUCUUUUUUCCAA